Molecule: messenger RNA, 429 nt
Organism: Plodia interpunctella (Indianmeal moth)
Lineage: Eukaryota; Metazoa; Arthropoda; Insecta; Lepidoptera; Pyralidae
Product: cuticle protein-like
Exons: 3
Coding region: 1-429 (142 amino acids)
Source: RefSeq, a predicted model, not a curated record
AUGUUUAAGUUUUUGAUAUUCUCGUGUUUCCUCGCCCUCGCGGCCGCCAAACCCGGCGUGCUGGCCCCAGUAGCGUACACCGCCGCGUACACCGCUCCGGUCGCCGCCGCGUACACCGCUCCGCUCGCUGCUGCGUACACCGCCCCGCUCGCCUACUCUGCCUACACCGCACCGUUAACGUUGAUCUUCGCUUGCUUCCUCGCCCUCGCGGCCGCCAAGCCUAGCGUACUGACCCCAGUAGCGUACACCUCCGCGUACACCGCUCCGCUCGCCGCCGCGUACACCGCUCCUGUCGCCGCCGCGUACACCGCUCCUGUCGCCGCCGCGUACACCGCUCCGCUCGCCUACUCUGCCUACACCGCACCAGUCGCUGCAUACUCUGCUUAUAGUUACGCCUCUCCCUAUUCUGCCUACUAUUUACGUCGUUAA